This is a messenger RNA of Triplophysa rosa, 2977 nucleotides long. It is a transcript of the gene triqk, whose product is annotated as triple QxxK/R motif containing. Gene Ontology annotation, cellular component: endoplasmic reticulum membrane. The coding region runs from base 75 to 329 and encodes 84 amino acids. NCBI's taxonomy places the organism in Eukaryota, Metazoa, Chordata, Actinopteri, Cypriniformes, Nemacheilidae. The transcript has 4 exons. The record is from RefSeq and is a predicted model, not a curated record.
UCCCUUUGAAAUCCAUCAGCCUGAACCAGGAACUACGGAAAGGAUUCUUCCCCUCUUUCAAGUGGUGCACAAGGAUGGGAAAAAAGGAUGCGAGUACUUUCAAGUUGCCGGUGGAUCAGUACCGUAAACAGAUCGGAAAACAGGAUAACAAGAAAACCAAGCCAGCGCUGCGAGCCACUCGGCUGAAGGCAGAGGCGAAGAGAAGUGCCCCGGGAAUCAGGGACACCUUAUUGAUCAUUGUGACUGUUCUGAUCUUCCUGCUAGUUAUCUAUGCAUUAUUCUACCUCAACCUGAGCACCGAGCUAAACCUUGACUUAGACAUGGACUGAAGGAUUUUUUUCCUCAGAGGAUUCUGGAAGGAUUCUGCCUGUAUUCAUGGCAUACCAGCAGAUUCAUAGUAUUACACAUUUCAUAUCUCCUCUCGACUCUCUCUGUACCUGCGGAAGACAAGAAGAUGAAUCUUUAAGGCCAUCGCACUGUUGAAAAAAAACUGUUUAUUAAUGCAAUUAUCCUUGAAAACUUUCAAGAUUAUUAAUAAAGCUCAGCAUGCCCCGCAGCUCUGAAGAACUAUUUAUUUUUCCACUUUGAAUUUCUUUAAACAUUUUCUUCUCAUACUGUAGGACAGAUGGAUUAAAGGUCUCCUCAGACGAGCACUUUCAACAAGUUGGUAUGAUUUAUUUUGGUCUUCAUGAAAUGUCUGGAACAUAUUUUGCUUAAAAACACUAAAUGGCUGUGUAAACAAAACCCUUCUUGCCUCGUCAAAAACAGCUCUAUGCUCACAGCAACCCGUUUUGGUGCAUGUCUCUUUAAAUGAUAAUGAGUUACAGCGAACCCCACCCCCCUUUCGUCCAGCUUGUCAACAUAACACACGUGUAGUACUGCCACGGCAAUGAUUUAGUUAAAUGAUAUUUCCUGAAUUCCUCUGUGGUUAGUUUCAUCUUAAACGUCUCAAAUCAUUCGUCCGGAGACAAAAAAAUCAGUCACCGCAAACAGCGCUGAAGUUGUGCGUGUAUGCUUACCUAAAAUCCACGGAAUCCACUGCAGAUCUCAGCGGAAUCACAUGGAUUUUAGCGCUUGUCAUUGACAAGUUAUAACGUUACACACACAACAUGAGAGCUAGUUUGCUGUGACAGAUUUUUCAGCCUAAGCACGAAUGAUUUGAGACGUUUAAAACUAAGCUAACUGCAGUGUUCGCCCCUGUUCAUUAGCAAAACAAACAGCUUGCCGCAGCUAAACAUAUUAACGCACAUAAAGUAUUAACAUACAUACAGCUAAACUCCAAGUGUCCAUCUGCACUUAUAUACAGUAAGUUUAACACUGGCUUUGAAUGUUCUAUUUAGCCCAUGAAUGACUUAGCUCCCUUCACUAUCAUAUGCUAACGUUAUCCUCCUAUAUAUACGGUACAUUUACGUCAAUUCAGACUGUUGAUAAAUAUUACUUACAUCGGCAGUUUUGUCUCGUUCAGUUGGUCUCGAUCCCUCUUGAGAAACAACUUUGAAGCUAAUCCUGCUUGUACUGUCCCAGGUUGAUAAAGAACUCCGGUUUGAAGUGAUUCGCGCAAACAAGCAGGUUUUUACUUAUGGUUUCUGAGGGAUUUCCACUAAAAAAAAAAUAAAUCCACUCCUGUCUCUUCCUAGGUUUGGACUCUGUGCAACGACUACAUUGCAUGUUGUCCACGAACUUUAGCCAUGGCGUCACGUACACCGCUGUCGCUUGUGAAAACAACAAUGGCGGAGCGCGGUGGGUGGAACUGUGUAGAUUAAGGAGCGGUAACAUUAUCAUAAAAUCCGCUUUGGACGUCACAAUCGGAGCGAAAUCUGAACGGCUCGAUUUCUCACAUGCUUGCAGGGAAAGGCAAACCAAAACAAACUUACUGGGUUCUUAUUUUUCACGUUUUCGGUGUUGCUAGAUGCACCGGGGACCCGAUUAUAGCACUUAAAAAGUGGGGUUUUCAUCUGAUGUCUCCUUUAAUGUCAAUCAAAUUUGCCUGUUCAAUAUUUAUAACGGUGUUUUCCCCUUGCUGUUUGGGAAAAGUAUGUAAAUAUUUCAGUGUUUUCUCCCCCCUAAAAUUAGACUGACAAUGAGGUAUGUAACAUUCUGUAGCGUGAACAUCUCUGUGUGUGUGUUGUUACCCAAUCUGUCAUCGCAAAGCUCUUUAGCACAUCAAACAUCAUAAACUUUGGUUAUUGAAAGACAAAAGAGCUAGUAUGAAUGACAGAACAUUACCACAAAGACAUUGAAUUGCUCUUUCUUCUCAUUUGUGCCUGGGUCAGACAUACAGUAACAGAACGUAUUAUCAAUCCCUGUGAGAUAAUGUUACUGUUGGGUAGUGUGUAUCUUUUAAAGUAUUACGAGAAGAAAGCAUAGCCCUGCCUUGUUCUUUGACAGUGUUUCUCUUACACACUGGUGUGCUUCUGCAGAGAGCGGGCUGGAAAAUAAAGAUGAUUCAUUUACGUUCUCUUAGUAUAGCGCGUUGGAUCUCGAACAAACACGCAGUGACGACUUAUUUCAUUCCAGAUCGUGAGAGUUGUUUUUAUCUGUCUCUGCAUGAGGUAUAUGUCUCUAACUCAGGACAACUGCUUCGCUGCACAGCCCUUAUUUUCCUGGGACAUCUCACUGUUAUCAUUAAUUCAGGAUAGAUACCCUAUUGAACAAAACAUUUUUGUAGUCUGUCUUUGAUUUAAACUCAAACGCUUUCCAAGUCCUUUCAUAGCGAGACUGAUUCAACCAAAACAAAGAGUCUCAUGUUCCUCGUUGACUGUUAUGCUUGUUUCUCUUCUAUUCUUUCUUUCAUACUUGAGAUAAAAUAAUAAACGUUGUCAAAAUGUGUUAACACUGAUAAAAGGCUUAUUGUGUUAAUUUUCAAAUGAAUUGUAAAACAGUGUUGAACUUGUAAAUGAUAUCUGUUUCUGUGCCUUGUGGUGUUCAACAUGGUAAUGUCGAGCGCACAAUGCAAAAUUUAAACUUGAUAGUUUCU